CAACGUAAAAUGUAAUGUAAUAAAAACGUAAAAUGGAAUUCUCUUUUUGUUAAACGGAAUUGUAUUUGUUAAAUAAAGUUGUUGGGAGCUGGGGGGAAAAAAGCAUGGGCGUGGCUUUGUCAUGUGACCUGUUGUUACCAUAAGUAGCUGUAAUAUUGAAUGGGCGGGAAGUUCGAAGUUCAGCGAAUUCUUCAAUUUUAAAAAUAAUUCUUUCAAUAAAUAAUCCGCUUUCUCGUGUGUAUUGUGUUCACCGCGAAGUACCAGGAUGGCGGACAAACAUCUUGUGCAGGAUUUGAAACUUUGGGCGACGGAGGAGUUCAAUUUCCCCCCAGAGAGUCUGCCGCCGGACUCCUACUUAAAAACACUUUGUGCUGGGAGAGGAAGGUCCAUUUGGAAGUAUAUCAUCAAUCACGUUUUUCAACAAAGAACUGUGAAGCUCAGGCGAGGCAAUCUUCACUGGUACAAAAUGCUUCAAGACAAUGAGGCGAAGCAACGUGAGGGCCAGAGCGUGGCUGCUAAAAAGAGCGAGCUUCAGAGCAAGAUUGAGCAACUCAAAAGUGAGAUUGGUCAUCUGGACUCUGAGAUCAGAGCAACUGAGGAACAACUGGUCACGCGAGAGCGGUCCAUCAGUUCUACCUGGGCUCAGGUGGAGGACAGUCAGGAAAGGAAUAUCUUUCUCCAGGCCUUCAAGCAGAGCUGCGUGUCAGGUCGCAAGAUGCUGUCAAGUGACAUUCAAGAGAUCAAUGGCUACUGUCAGGAUCUGGAGCAGAUGGCCAGGAAAGCAGAGGUUGAGGUGCUGUUUGAGAAUCAGCUUCCCAGCAACUGUGAUGUUGACGCACUGCUCUUCAAAUCUCCAGUGGAAGCACAAGUCCUGCGUCAAGUGAGAAAACUGUGUAACGACAGAGUCCAUUUUUAUCAGUCUUUACAAGAGAGUGAAUUGAAAACGGCAGACUUUGGACGUAUGACUGGUGGGCAAAGGUCUGCUGUGUUUCAGUACUGGUUAAAUGGUGUUGUGAACCUGAUGGAUGUUUACCCACCAAAACACAUCCUCGCUGCUUUGCAACAUUUGGCUUCCGAAGAGCAGAAGGCACUGGAUGCGAAAGUCUCCUCUCUGGAUGUCACUCAGGAUGUGAAAGCUCUUGGGUUCCGUUAUGAAAGCAAUCUUCUCCUCGACAUAUCGGCAGAAGACGAUGACGACUUGCCGCCUGAGGCCCUAUUACAGGCUGCAAGGCAAGAAGUAAAGGAGCGUUUUGAUGAAUUAUCGCAGACUCACUCCAGAGUACAGCAACUCCACAUCCAGCUCUUGGCUUGCAGGCAACAGGCUGAACAGAAGGUGUCGAGCCUUGUUGAUGACCGCAAAAAUGACGCAUUGGCACUGUCAGUUUUGGAUUUGGAGCUUCAGUGUGUAAUGAAGGCUGCAGUCAGGGAUCAUAUUCGAGAGUGGUGCAUCCAGGUGGACCAGGAUGCCAGAGGCCAACAGGAGUCGCUCCGCAAACUUCGCAGCCAGCGGCAGACCAUUGUGGACUUCAGACAACAAGUGGUCCAAAGACAGGAACAGAUUACAAGUCUGAUUAAAGGAAAUUCGUCAGCUAAGACUGAAUUGAUCCGGAUGCAUGAGGAGCUACAGGACUUUUUGAAGAGCAAGUUGUUGCCCCAGUGCCAAGAUGUCACCGCUGCUGCCAACAGUAUAAGGAACUCUAUCUCAAAGGAAGUUAGACAGAUGGGCAACAUUUCGCUUCAAGCUCUGGAUCGGAGGACCGUUGAUGGAAUCCAGAGAAUUCCGUCAUUGUGGCUGUCCAUCCAUCGCUUGCAGUCGCCGACUUUCAGCAGCCUGUGUCAGAACAUGGUGUUCCCUCUCUACAGGGCUCCAGAAGAGUUGUGUGCCCAGGCGUACUGCGACCAGCUCGAGAGGCGUUUUCUCUCUCAAUUACUACAACUGCACUCUACCACCCUGCGGAAGUCCGAGGAGGAGGCGGCGCAUCUACUUGCAUCCGAUCAGAACGCCUUGCUGUCCAGAGUCAAAGAGGAAGAUAAAAAACUUUUGAAGUCUUUGGUGCCAAGGGCCAGAAUUCUUACCCAAAAAUGUGCCGAAGGUCUUUCUUAUGGAGAGACGGUUCAAAUGGCCAUUUCUGACUGGUGGGAUCAGCCAGCCCAGCAUGUCCUACCUGAUGUCCAAAAGAGAGGAUUGACUUUUCAACAGUGGCGAGAGAGGUGGAAUCUAGCCAAAGCCUAGAUUAGCUGUGUCGAAGCGACGGCCUGGGGGCCAUUUGCAGAUCUGCCAUCCACUUUUCAGCUGUCUGCAACACAUCCUAAAAAUUACAUUUGACAUGGCCCACAAGGCUAGUUAAAAAAAAAAAAAGAUUGGAAAUUUGAAGAGUGAGAAGAGAGGACGCUGUAUAGCAUUUGUAGAUAUAUAAAAAUGACAAUUUAGGAUUAAAAUUAAACAAUUUCUCUUCAAAGCACAGUUUCAAACAAAGAUUCAAUUUUAGAAGCAAAAAUUGUUUCUUCCUCUUUGUGCUCUGUGUCCUGGUCUGACUUAUGAACAUUAUGCAUCCAUCCAUCCAUUUUCAACACCACUUAUUCUGAACAGGGCCACUUGAGCUCAGCUGACUUCAGGCAGAAGGUGGAGUACACCGCACAUAGAGAGACGAACAGCCAUUCACACCUACAUCCCCCGUCAUUGAGUGUGAUCUGAUCUCACGCUGCCUGCUCACAAGUUAAGCGAGUGAACCACGACACCAUCAGCGACCUUAUGUACAUUAAUGAUCCUCAAGCUACUGUUUAAAAAAUGGUGAGCCGACUCCAGUUUUAGUUCUGAGUGUGGAGAUGUAUUCUGUUGCUGUAUAGUGCAGGGGUGGAUCUAGUGUAAUGAGAUGCAUGGUCGAAGUCAUCCAAAAUUUGGGAAAAAAUCCUACACUCUGUGCCUUAUCACUUAUAACAGAAAGCUGUUAAGUUGCAGUUUUUCAAAAUAACCAGAACAUAUAUAAACCAUAAGUAAUUUAUUGUUUAAGUGGUUUAAUAUAUUUCAAAGAAUUUCCAAAGGGCCCUUGCAUCCUUCCGUUUUUCUGUUUCCUUCAAAUAAAGGAAAGUUUGAACACCCCUGCUGAAGAUAGCAUUUUAAAGUGGUUGACAGAGUUGUUUUAAAAAAGUGCACAAGAGGUCGUAAUUCUGACAUUAGAUGUUUCAUCGUCGGUUGUUCUGUCUCUGUUGUGCUAAUAAAUAUACGUUGAUCGUU
This is a messenger RNA of Hippocampus zosterae (dwarf seahorse), 3235 nucleotides long. RefSeq names its product HAUS augmin-like complex, subunit 5 (gene haus5). Gene Ontology annotation, biological process: spindle assembly; centrosome cycle. The record is from RefSeq and is a predicted model, not a curated record. Lineage: Eukaryota; Metazoa; Chordata; Actinopteri; Syngnathiformes; Syngnathidae. Bases 266 to 2233 code for a protein of 655 amino acids. The transcript has 20 exons. Gene Ontology annotation, cellular component: centrosome; HAUS complex.